Molecule: messenger RNA, 2294 nt
Organism: Labrus bergylta (ballan wrasse)
Lineage: Eukaryota; Metazoa; Chordata; Actinopteri; Labriformes; Labridae
Gene: glt8d2
Product: glycosyltransferase 8 domain containing 2
Cellular component (GO): Golgi apparatus
Molecular function (GO): glycosyltransferase activity
Source: RefSeq, a predicted model, not a curated record
AAUCAGAUGGCCAACCAAAAACUAACACGGUAACAUUUUAUCUUCCAAUCGACAUCGAAACGUAACACUCUGUGCAUUAUUAAUCGUUUUAUUAUUAUCAUAAUAAGUAGUAGUAAAAGAAGAAGAAGAAGAAGACAAUGCGACUAGGCUGUUAAAAAUUCACAGGACUUACUGAGAAGUAAAUGUAUAAAAUAACUAUUUUGACAAAUCUUUAGACACAAAAAAAAACGUUUAUUGUUUUUUGACCAUAAAAAUAAUGUUUAAGUCAUUAUCACUGACAUGAGAUUUUAACUAAUAUGACUGCAUCUGACAGCAACAAAAAGAAACGACCUGUUGCAGAAGGGAUAGGCUUUAGUUGUCCUUUCCGGAAGCGCGACAACAUGGGCAUGAUGGGAAAUUUAGUUUUUCCAAGAAAACCCGCAAACUGCCUUUAAUCAGCUUUCUCUUGCUGGAUCAAAUAUGUAAGUAUAGUGAAAACAUAAGGAUGACAUAUUCCACGUAGACUUCGUGUAAGUAUGAACAUAUUAACGUUGCAGGGGUUGAAACUCAGUUUUUCGACAAAAGGAAAAAGACGGAACCGGACGUGGAUUUCCAAGCAGAAAUUAAAGGAUCAGUAUCACUGCUUUAAAUCCGUGAAAUUGUGGAGUCAGCAUAUCCAGCAGCUGUCUGAACGACAGCGAAGCGUCAACGCGCUGGUGAACAAGAUGAGUCACAUCUGGAUGGGAGGAAGGAGGAGAAAAAAGGUGGAGGGAGAGAAGAGGAGAGAAAAGUGAAGGGUUACUGUUGGUGAGAGUGAGCCUCACUCCUCAGAGGUUUUUUAAAACAUGGACAAUGAACAUCAGGACAAACAACACUUAUUUAUCUGAUGUCGCUGGAAGUAAACAUGAAAAAUGGGUCUCCUGAGAAAGGUAAACCGGUUCCUCGUGGUUCUGCUGAUCCUGAUGGUGUGUUUGCUUCUGCACAGCACUCUGCUCAGAGCCUCAACUCGACCCAAACUCUCAGAUCGCAGGAAGAACGUCGGAAAAUCUGCAGGAGUCCCAGCAGGGAAGGUGUCAGAGGCGGAUGACGUCGUCCCCGUUAUCGUCUGUGCGUCUGAGGAGCGUAUGGGUGCCAGCAUGGCUACAAUCAACAGCGUCCAUAGUAACACAGACGCCAGCGUAUUCUUCUAUAUCGUAACUCUUCGUGAUGCCGUGAAACUGACGAGGAAGUACAUGGAGAAGACUAAACUGAAAGGCAUCAAGUAUAAGAUAGUGGAGUUUAACCCCAUGGUGCUUAAAGGAAAAGUGAAGCCAGAUUCAUCUCGCCCUGACCUGCUGCAUCCUCUCAACUUUGUGCGCUAUUACUUACCUCUGCUCGAAAUCAGCCACAAGAGGGUGAUAUACUUGGAUGAUGACGUUAUUGUGCAGGGUGACAUUAAGGACCUUUUUAAUAUCAAACUGAAUGCCGGCCAUGCGGCUGCUUUCGCUACGGACUGCGACCUUCCCUCCACACAUGAGAUGGUGCGCAGCAUCGGCAUGCAGACGACUUACAUGGGCUUCCUGGACUACAGGAAAAAGGAAGUUAAAGACCUGGGCAUCCACCCCAGAGACUGCUCUUUCAACCCGGGUGUGUUUGUGGCCGACAUCAACGAAUGGAAGAAGCAGAAGAUCACCAAACAGCUGGAGAAAUGGAUGGAGGAGAAUGUCAGACAGAACAUCUACAGCAGUGCGGUGGCGGGAGGCGUGGCCACACCGCCCAUGCUUAUAGUGUUUCAUAAGAAAUACACACAACUGGACCCAAUGUGGCAUGUCAGACACCUGGGCUGGAGUCCAGACGCCGGUAUCAGAGAGCUACUGCAGGGGGCGCACCUGCUGCAUUGGAACGGCCAUUUAAACAUGGAAUUACCCUGCGGUGCAUUAGAUCUGUAGAGAUGGUUCGUCCCUGACCCCUCCGGAAAGUUCUCCUUGGUACGACCGGAGAGUGACAGCUGAGGUCUGCGGAACAUACCAUAUGUAAGCAAUGGGGGACAGCGAUAAAAAAUGUGAUUGUGAAGUUCAGAGUUGAUCUACCUUCAUCAUUGAAGGUGAAAAAAGAAAUGUGAAGUGAAUGUUAGACUGAGAAAAUUGGACUGCAGUACCCAUUUUAAACACUAGGUGUCCGAGUUACAUAUUGCUUCUUUAAACAUCUUCAGAACUUGUUUUCCACUUUUUUCAUCUUUUCUUCGACUUAAAUUCUUUACACACCAACUCAUUGUGAAAAGAACGAGACCUACUUUAGGUCAUUAGCCAUCUUUAAAUAAAGACCAAUGCUGUUCA